UUUGAGGUUUAACCAAUGACGCCAAGUGUGGGAGGUGACAAGCAAAAUGCUCAGGUAUGCCACCCAGCAGUUUUCAGGUUUUCGACAAUUCAAGUUUAGUCAGCCACCAGAUUCCGACAGGUAUAUUGGAUUCUUCAGUCUGGCACUAAUAGUAAUAGCCUGCUGAUUCCCUUUUUUCAGUGAAACUCCCCAAUUUUGAGUCCAGUUUGUGGUGCAUCGCCCUGACAGCUUGACUAUGAGCCAGUCCGACCCAGCAGGAGAUGUUGAUGCCAGCCAACAGGCGUGCUCCACUUGCGGCCAACCACACUCGCCAGAGGAAAACCACACGUACAGCUACCAAGAAGAUGUGGAUGAUGACAUCAUCUGCCACAUUUGCCUGCAACCUUUGAUCCUUCCAAUCGAUACACCAUGCGGCCACACCUACUGCACUCUGUGUCUUACAAACUUCUUGCUGGAGAAGGACUUCUGUCCAGUGGACAGGUCACCCCUAAUGCUUCAGACCUGUAAAAAGUCCAGUAUCUUGGUUAACAAACUGUUGGAUAAGCUGCUGGUUACCUGCCCUUUAACAGAACACUGUUCAGAACUCCUACAGAGAUGUGACCUGGAGCCUCAUUUAAAAAACAGGUGUAAAGGAGCAUCACACUAUGGCCUUUCCGGAGACCGAAAGCGACGCUCUCAGGAUGGCGAUUGCACCGGCUGCACGUCAGAGCUCACUGUAGCUGCCCUGCCCUCGGAGCUCCCAGCCUCCGCAACUGUAGCUUCAGUGACUGAAGACCCAGGCCUUGUAAACCCUGCAUUUGACCCCAAUGUGGAAGACAGCCAGUUGGACAACAGUAACCUUCCCACCAGAUUUAACACCAAAAAAAUCCGCAAUUUUGAUCGUUCUUCCAUGAGAAGCAAGUCUUUCAAACGGUUAAACCGAGCGUUCAGUGUCCUCCGGAGAACCAGAAGUGGAACUGCCGUUGUCAACGAGAGUGCCGAGGAAAGAGACAAUGAGAGGAAUGAGAAUGCUCCCAUAGAAGUUUUGGCACUCCCGCAGUUGCAUCACCUGAUCCCUGAUGGUGAAAUCACCAAUAUCAAGAUCAAUCGUCCUAACCCCAGUGAAGCACUGGCCAUCAGUAUUGUGGGGGGCAAUGAGACCCCUUUGGUCUGCAUCCUCAUUCAAGACGUGUAUCGAGAAGGGAUCAUUGCCAGGGAUGGGAGGUUGUUGCCGGGAGAUGUGAUACUAAAGGUGAAUGGCAUAGAUAUCAGCAACGUGCCUCACUGCUAUGCCUUGUCGGUCCUUAAGCAGCCCUGCCAGCUGUUGAGACUGACUGUGCUUCGUGAGCAGAAACACAGGUACCGCAACAGUGGGCUGUCAUAUCAUGAUAGCUACGGUACCAGGGGCGACAGCUUCCAUGUUAACUUGAUCAAGAGAUGCCCAGAGGAGCAGCUGGGGAUUAAGCUGGUUCGGAGGCCAGACGAAUACGGGGUGUUUGUCUUUAAUCUGCUAGAAGGCGGCAUGGCGGCAAGGGAUGGGCAUCUUCAAGUGAAUGACAGAGUACUGGCCAUAAAUGGACACGACCUUCGCCACGGGUCUCCAGAACAUGCUGCCUUGCUGAUACAGGCAAGCGAGGGGAGGGUUCGACUUAUUGUGUCACGGCAGACCCGACACCAGACCCCUGACAUCCUGCAAGAGGCCCGGUGGAACAUGAACAGCAGCCCCCCUCCUUAUCCCACAGAGGAAAGAGACGGCGCUAGAAAGAAUGUGCCCCAUAACUUCACCUGCCAAGAGAAGAUUGUAAGCUUGACUAAAGAGACCUGUGAGUCCCUUGGCAUGACAGUGGCAGGGGGAAAGCUGAGCAGAGGCUGGGACCUGCCCAUCUACAUCGCCAGUGUGGACCCAGAUGGAGUGGUGGGAAGUGAUGGCAGAAUAAAGAAAGGUGAUUUUUUGCUCAGUGUAAAUGACAUUGAGCUAAUGGGUGUCACUCGUAGUGAAGCAGUGACCAAACUCAAGAGCAUGUCCUCCGUCGUGGUCCUCAGAGCUUUGGAGAUGAAGGAAUGGGACAACAGCCAAGCCCACAGCCAGUUGCCUUCUGAUGCCAAUGAGAAGCUCAGCAGCAACAAUGAUAAUUGGUCACCCUCAUGGGUCACGUGGCUCCAACUGCCAAGGUACCUCUACAGCUGUAAGGACAUAGUAUUAAGGAGAGAUACUUCUGGGAGUCUUGGGUUCAGUAUUGUUGGUGGUUAUGAAGAUUCUAAUAUGAACCACUUUUUCAUCAGAUCCGUUGUGGAAGGGACGCCAGCUUACAAUGAUGGCAGGAUAAGGUGUGGAGAUCUGCUGUUGGAAGUUAAUGGGAAAAGCACAUCAGGAAUGACUCACUCCUCACUGGUGAGGAUGCUUAAAGAACUGAGAGGCAGAAUUGUUUUAUCAGUUGUGUCCUGGCCUGGCAGCCUUCUCUAGAAGACAAAAGGAUCAUAUUAGUGUAAUCUCUGAAGAGACCAACAACGUACACUUGCUCUGUGUGGGGUUCAUCGCAGGAUAAUGAAACCUACCAGAAGCUUUAUUGCAUCCCAAGGAAAUUACAAGCACAACGCUGUAGAUGGAUUCUGCAGCCUUUAAAAUAAAACACUGAUGUCCAGGGCAAAUACUGGGUUCACACACAUGUUGCCAAUUACCAAGUUAUACAUAAUAGAAUAUGCAUUUUAUUUAUAUAAAUGUUGCAGUCUGAUACUACUGAUUCAAGCGCUUGUGUUGUUUUUCUUUAUUUUAAAUUGCCUUUUAACAAUGGCCCGUUGUCCAUACUGAAGUUGUUAAACUGUCUUUAUACGUGAAGACUGACACUUGACGUUAAUAAACGUUGCGUUUCUGACUCUGUCGCAACAUUCUUAUACAACCCCAGUAAAUGUGUUCAUAUACAUGUGAAAAAGUGAUGUUAUCACGGGGGCCUUACUGAUUUUCAUACUCAUGUUGAAAAACAAAAUGUUGUUCUUUGCUGUAUAUUUCUGAGGAAGUUGCUGUAGAGGAAUUAUUUAUCUUGGUAUGUCUACUUUUGGAUGUUUUACAUGCUUGGAACUAAUAUUUCUGAUGGUAAAAAUAAUAAAGUUCUUUAAAGGAUAAUAAAUUAGUGUUUUUAAAGUAUUGUGAAACCCCUUUUGUUUUCGCGAAGCACGAGAAUUCGCAAAACUAAUAGGUGCCAAAACAGUAUUGUACGAACAUGCUGUACUGCAAUCCAGUAUGUAAAAAACAUACGUAAUUUGAUCCCUGAUCACCCAAUGCUCAUCCGACUUUCCACCCAACAUCAACUAUUGCCUUGAUAACUGACAGUUAUAGCUCACAGUAUACUGUACUGCAUAACAGUACUUGAGUAAUUAAGUUUUUUUUUUUUUUAACCAGUACCUGUUUGGAUAAAACUUGAACGGAGAGACUCCCAGUCUGCCCUGGCAAUGCAGGGUUCGACAUUAACCAUGGCCCGAGGCCAGUAGAGAGUGCAGUUUGGCCGGUAGGUAUGAAACACCACAGGCCCGACUGGGCCGGUUACAUUAACUAGUAUAACACUAUGUAAUGCAAUUUUUGCUCCUGGGUAG
Molecule: messenger RNA, 3567 nt
Organism: Polyodon spathula (Mississippi paddlefish)
Lineage: Eukaryota; Metazoa; Chordata; Actinopteri; Acipenseriformes; Polyodontidae
Product: E3 ubiquitin-protein ligase LNX-like
Exons: 11
Coding region: 236-2443 (735 amino acids)
Biological process (GO): ubiquitin-dependent protein catabolic process
Cellular component (GO): cytoplasm
Molecular function (GO): metal ion binding; ubiquitin-protein transferase activity; protein binding
Source: RefSeq, a predicted model, not a curated record